GAGUGUCUUCGCAAAGCUCAGGAAAUCUGCGCAAGUUCAUCAUGGGUUUGGAGUCGUCUUCUUCUUCACCAUACUCUCUUAGUUACUGGGAUUACCUCAAUCUGCUUCUUCUGCGGCCUAUUCUCGCUAUUGUAUUCGUCUUCUCCCUGAUUCUUCUAGGUUGGGUGUUGGCGUGGAAGCUAGUCCUGGUACACGUCCCGUUGGUGCAAGAGAUCUUCGGCCUGCGAAAGAAGACCGCAAAACCAAAACCCCCAGCUCGUCGGUUCUCUCAAUUCUACAACAGUAUCAAUUACAAAAAUUCGGCUUCUGGAAGUAGCUGCUCACAGCAAAAUUCUUGACCAAAAUGUUUGGGAGUUUGGAGUUCAAACCUUGAAUUUGGAUUUGUGUUGAUUUGGAUAUAAUAAAUAAAAGACUAUUUUAGGUUUCAUCCAAAUCCUCGCAAAUCCAAAUUCAAAACUUGAAAUUCAUGUUCUCAAACACAACAAAGUAUUCGAAGAGUGUGAACUAUGAAAGGAUAGUUCAAUUCCGGUGAAGAUAUUGACAUCACUAUUUCAGCUAAAACAGGUAGAAAAAAUUGGAUGAAGUUGCUGCUCGUAUGCAAAUUUAUUGAUUUGGCAAUUUAAAACUAUUAUUGUGAGAAAACUUUUGGUUGAAAAAUAAAGUAUGAAAUGAUUUUGUUUUUUCA
This is a messenger RNA of Malania oleifera, 685 nucleotides long. RefSeq lists its product as uncharacterized. The record is from RefSeq and is a predicted model, not a curated record. The transcript is spliced from 3 exons. Bases 42 to 338 code for a protein of 98 amino acids. Lineage: Eukaryota; Viridiplantae; Streptophyta; Magnoliopsida; Santalales; Ximeniaceae.